GCAGAGACCAGCAACGUCUUUCCUUGUAUUCGGCAGCGAUCCGUCUUCCGUGGCCCUUCUUGGCAAGAACGCUUGCCUUCCUGACGGAAAGCGAGAGGCGGCAUUGCGGCUGCCCAGGACUUUCAGGGCCGCUCAGCAGCCAGCCCUCCUGUCGCUCCACGCUGCAGCUCUCGCUCUGCGCUGUAUCGGAGCUGCCCGGGCUGCUUGCUGGGGGUGGCAGAUCGACAGAUGGGGGGGCAUGAGCCUGUGAGUUCUCUUUGGGGGUUAUGGGAGAGGGUUCCUACACAUUAUGAGUUCCUGCACUUCAGUAAUGAGCAUUACACAACUGUUGUUGUUGUUGUUGAUCUCUCCUUUUCAUUCUCUCUGCCUUUCAAGGUUUUGGCUGUCCAUUUAACAUCGAUGUGAAAAGACCGCAGAUAUUCCGCGGCCCACGGGAAGCGCAGUUUGGGUACAAAGUCCUGCAGCACUCAGCGCAAGGGCAAAAAUGGAUGCUGGUGGGAGCUCCCUGGGAUGGAACGGCGGACGACCGGAAAGGUGACAUCUACAAGUGUGUCAUAGGAGGCAGAAGCAACUCGACGUGCUCCAAGGUCAACAUAGGCGACAUGGCCCUUCGGAACAGCUCCAGGCAAAUAAGAAAUAUGCACUUCGGAAUGACGCUUGUGGCCAACAAGGAUGACGGGUUUGUGGCGUGUGCCCCUCUCUGGUCCCAGGAAUGUGGCACAUCCAUGUUCAGCACCGGGAUUUGCACCAGUGUGGAUGAAAACUUCCAGCCGACGGAAAACAUCGCUCCCACAGCUCAGAGAUGUUCCACUUACAUGGACAUCGUGAUUGUGGUGGAUGGGUCCAACAGCAUCUACCCCUGGUACGAGGUGCAGAACUUCCUCAGCAACAUCCUGAGCAAAUUCUUCAUUGAUCCAGAGCAGAUCCAAGUCGGCGUCUUGCAGUACAGUGAGGUCGCAGUCCAUGAAUGGUCCCUCAAGGAUUACCAAACGGCAGAACAAGUCAUUGAAGCAGCCAAAAACAUUAGCCGGCAGGAGGGACUGGAAACGCGGACCGCUUCUGCGAUCCACAAGGCCUGCACUGAGGCCUUCAGUCCAGAAAGAGGAGGGAGGAAAGGGGCCACGAAGCUGAUGAUCGUGGUGACCGACGGGGAGUCCCACGACGGCGACGAGCUCCCUGACGCCCUGGAGGAGUGUGAGGAACGGAACGUGACCCGCUACGCCAUUGCGGUGCUGGGCCACUACAUUCGGCGGCAGAAAGACCCGAACUCUUUCAUCAACGAGAUCAAAUACAUCGCCAGCGACCCUGACGAGAAGUAUUUCUUCAACGUGACGGACGAGGCGGCCCUGAACGACAUCGUGGAUGCUUUGGGCGAUCGGAUAUUUAGCCUCGAAGGGACGCGGGAAUAUAGCUCCUUUGAGCUGGAGAUGUCACAGGUCGGCUUCUCCACGCACCUUCUAGAGGACGGCAUCCUCUUUGGCAUCGUCGGGGCUUAUGACUGGGAUGGUGGGGUGCUGAAAGAGGGCCGGACGGGCCGGUUCAUCCCUCCGCGGGAAGCCUUCGAGAAGGAGUUCCCGCUGAAGCUGAAAAACCACGCCGCCUACCUGGGCUACACCGUCUCCUCCAUCAAGCUCAGGAAUGGGAGGGGGCUGUAUGUGGCCGGUGCCCCCCGCUUCAAGCACAAGGGGAAGGUGGUCCUCUUUGAGAUGAGCCGGGACGGCAGCGUCACCAUCUCCCAGGCCCUGGCUGGGGACCAGGUCGGCUCGUACUUCGGCAGCGAGGUGUGCCCCGUGGACGUGAACGGGGACGGAAUCACAGACGUCCUGCUGGUGGCUGCGCCCAUGUACCUCGGACCUCAGAACAAAGAGACGGGCCGUGUUUAUGUCUACAGGGUGGGGCAGUCGCUGCUGUACCCCAACGGGACGCUGCACGCCGACGCCAAGCCGCAGGACGCCCGCUUCGGCUAUUCCCUCCUGGUGGUCCCCGACCUGAAUCACGACAGCUUCAAUGAUGUGGUGGUGGGCGCGCCGUUGGAGGAGAACCACCAAGGAGCGGUCUACCUGUACCACGGGUACCGCACCACCGUGCUGCCGCGCUUCAAGCAGCGGAUCGAGUCCUCCCAGCUCCAGUGGGGCCUCAGCUACUUUGGGCGCAGCUUGGACGGGCAGAUCGACUUGGACGGAGACGGCCUGGUGGACCUCGCAAUCGGCGCUCAGGGCGCUGCGGUGGUUCUGAGGUCGCGGAGGAUCGUGCAGAUCAACGUCUCCAUCUCUGCCAGCCCGCCCUCCAUCAACGUCAUCCGGAAGAACUGCCAGCGGAGCGGGAAGGCGUCCGUCUGCGUCACGGCCCAGCUCUGCUUCAGCGCCUCGUCCCGCUCCCUGGGCCCGAGGGACAGCCACUUUGGCAUCAAAUUCAACGUCUCUCUGGACGACAGGAAGUUCGGCAGCCGGGCGGUGUUUGACGGCAACUCCCAGAAGCUGCUCCAGAAGCGGAUCCGGGCCACCGUGGGCCGUACAGCCUGCUCCACGGCCCGCUUCCACGUCCUGGACACCUCGGACUACAUGAGGCCCGUGGCGGUCGCGGUGAGGUUUGCGCUGAACGAUGCCGAGCCCGGCCCCGUUUUGGAUGAGAAAUCCCCCACCACCGUGAAGAGACUGAUCCCCUUCUUCAAGGACUGCGGUGCCGAUGACGUGUGCGUAACCGACUUGGUGUUGCAAGCGCAGAUGGAUAUUGAUGGAUCCAGGCAGAAGCCUCACGUGAUCCGCAAAGGGAAGCGGAAGGUCUUGGUGGACGUCCUUCUGGAGAACAAGAAAGAGAACGCCUACAACGCCAGCCUCGUGCUUGGGUUCUCAAGGAACCUCCACUUCUCCAGCCUCGCACUCAAGGGGGAGAACCCCGUGAAGAUAGAAUGCACCACCCCGUCUGCUCAGACCCGUGCCUGCAGCGUGGGGUACCCUGUUUUCAGGGCCUCGGCAAAGGUGGCGUUUGUCCUGGAGUUUGAAUUCAGCUGCUCUUCCCUUCUGGACAGAGCCCAGGUGACGAUCAGAGCAAGCAGUGACAGCCACGAACGGAACGAGACCCUCGCCGACAACACGGCCCAGCCCACGGUCCACGUCCGUUACGAGCCGGACCUCUUCCUGACAAGCGAGUCCGCCCUGAACCGCUAUGAAGUGCACCCCGUGGGGAUGUUUCCGGACGGCAUGAGCCCGGAGUUCAGGACGACCAUCAAGGUGCAAAACGUUGGCUGCUUUGCAGUGCAGAAUCUCUCCCUUUCCAUGGCGCUUCCAGCCAUGGCCUACGGGAGCACCGAAUUCCUCUCUGUCACACGCAUUAUUGCCGACAACGUGACGUGUGGCCUGCGAAAUCUGACCGAGGCGACUCAACGGACAGCUGCGGGGGUGGUUCCCGUUCACCCAGAAGAUCUCGGACACACGGAGAGACUGAACUGCUCCAACACCUGGUGCCAGGAGGUGAGGUGCGAGCUGCCGCACAUAGAGAAGAACGCGGAGGUCUCUGUCCAGCUUCUGAGGGCAGUGCGCAACGAAUUUUUCAGGAGGGCCAACUUCAAGACCGUGAAGGUUGUCAGCAGGUUCACGCUGUCUACUCAGAAGGACAGCCUCCUCCUCCUGCCAAAGGCUGGUCACCAGCGAGAGACCACUUUGGAGAUCAUCCAGACCAAACUGGUACCUGUUUCGCUCUGGAUCUUGAUUGGCAGCAUCAUUGGAGGCCUCUUGCUGCUCGCCUUGAUCAUCUUCUUUUUGUGGAAGCUUGGAUUUUUCGCACACAAAAAGCCUGGAGAAGAAGAGAAAGAGGAGCAGUAAACCUACAAGGACUUAGAGAAUACUUUCCACUCUUUAGAAAGGGGCUGCAACGGGAGGAAGUUGGGACGUCGUGGGCAGUGUUCCUGACUCUCUCUAAAUCUGCAGAAGCUCCAGGACUUCCAAAGACAGUCUCCCAAAAACUUCCAUCACUUUCUUUUCCCUUGGGAAAGCUAGAAAGUGCAGCCUUCACCUGGCUGGAAACAGAAUUCAAUGCACACACCCGGGGGGUACCACACCUGAGCUUCAGAUCUUGAAGGCUGAACCUCCGACAUCGCCCACGAGGUUCGGGGGAUAAAGAACAGCAGAGAAGCACAGCUGACGGACAGCAGCACCUGCACCCAGUGGAGCAUCUGUUUCAGACUCCUCCUCUGGAGGGCUUUCGAUCCAUCGUUUGCAGUCGUCUGAUGCUCUGCGCCCAAACCUUUGUUGCCUAGAAGCAAGAGUCCUGUUUUUACCCUGCUUUGAUCUUUUGCUAGCUCACUUAAGGCGGCUUCCGCAGGGAGGGCCUUAAUGCAGAAAAGGCAAGUCGCCCUGUGAGGCAGUUUUGGCCGCCUCGGCCGCUCUCUGUGCAGACACGUUCAGCUUGGAACACGCAAGCGCCGAACAAGCCAUGCUGGGAUUGGGGCCGUCUGGUUCUGCAGCUGGGACCGUGCCUGCCUCCCCUGGUGACCAGCCCUUUUCCCACCCCACAAACCCAGAAAUGAGUGUGCAAGCCCUGGAGCCGGGAUUGCAAUUGAUAAAGUGGAGGUGACCCGAUUCUCUUUCAGGCACUGUCCUUUGAAACCAGCUUGGGCAGGAAGGUAAGCAUUUGCUUGCCCUCUUGAAACAGCCUCACCAAGGGCAGGGUACAGAGGCCAAAGUCUCUACAUAGCACUGGAGAAGCCUGGUCUUGGGUGUAUUUUGGGCAACUUGGAUUUUUAUAAUGCAAUUACUGUACAAAAUGUAUUAUAAAUUAACAGAAGCAAAAGAGAAAGUUACUUGUCCCAAGGGCUUAUGCUCUAAAUUAGGAGUAAGGAACUCCCAUUAGGAAGCAUGAUGUGACUUGUAGUCCAGCACCAUAGUAGCCUCAGGGCUCCCCUACCCUGGACGUAAAUUUUUAAGUUGGCUGUGAAGAGAGGCGAGAGAGACAGGUAGAAAUAAGGGGGUCACCUGAACAAGCAAUGAUCAAUUUAAAAAAUUCCUUUCACAGAACAUCUGCAGUGUUCCUCCUCUGAACCUAUGAUAAUUUCAGCUCUUAAUUUCAUUUAAGUUUCUAAGGCUGCAAGCAGAGAGGCAUCGAACCAGGUGGCUAAUGGGAUUUCCCUCCGAGACUUUGGAGAUUUUGCCAGGCAGAGCCUGCCUUCAUCCUUGCCUGUAUUUGUAAUUUUUUUAAGGGCUAGAAACUUGCUUUUAAAGAAAACAAAUUAAAAGCAGGUGGAGAAUUUGAAGCA
This is a messenger RNA of Varanus komodoensis (Komodo dragon), 5251 nucleotides long. It is a transcript of the gene ITGA10, whose product is annotated as integrin subunit alpha 10. The coding region runs from base 489 to 3821 and encodes 1110 amino acids. Gene Ontology annotation, cellular component: external side of plasma membrane; integrin complex. Gene Ontology annotation, molecular function: integrin binding. The transcript is spliced from 29 exons. The record is from RefSeq and is a predicted model, not a curated record. NCBI's taxonomy places the organism in Eukaryota, Metazoa, Chordata, Lepidosauria, Squamata, Varanidae. Gene Ontology annotation, biological process: cell-matrix adhesion; cell adhesion mediated by integrin; cell-cell adhesion.